UCUCCACCCAUUAGUGGGGAUGCAAAAGUACGCGGCGAUGCGGACACUGAUUCUCUAAAUGCAGUUUCUCCUUCCUCUUCCGCCGACCCAGCCCUACAGUCAACUAAUCAAAACGUUGUGGCACAAGAAAUGAACCCGGUUUCCGCUCUUUUUGACUCCGAGACACGUGAAGAGUGUUUCAAUGGUUUUGCAAGCCAAUACCCUCAGGAGUAUCCCCAGAAGCCGACUGUCAGCGAGAAAAUUUUCGAAAACACCUCCGAACAUCCGCUCGCCGAAGCCUCCCUGGACACUUGUGUGAAACAACCUGCUGACUCAACUGCUUUCACAACAAAAAAGAAUAAAAAGCCUAAGAAAACAAAGAAAAAGCUCACUUCGGAGCAGGAACGACAGCUUGCAUGGGACACUGAAUUCGCCCGUCGUAAGGCGUCUGCUUUGGCUAAAAAGCUGUCCGAAGAGUCAGAAGCUGCACGAAUGGCUGAGGAGGAAGCAGCUUCCUUAGCUGAACAACAAGCUGCUCUGGAAAGAGAGCAGAAACGCAUACUUCUUGAACAUCGUAAACGCGAAGCUCAACGGGCUAAGGAAGAGGACCAGCUUGGUCAACUCCGCCUACCCCAGUCGGCUCGGUGGGGCAUCUCCGCUGCGGACACCGCUUCUAGCGCUCCCAAGUGUGCGAGCCUGCUUUCCACCCAGACUGCCCAAGCUGGAGAAGGGACGGUGGGACAACUUCAGGAAGUUGCUAUGACAAAGCAAACUACUAAUCAAGCACCCGAGGUGUUUACUAGUCCGAUCGCCGCACACCCGCAGACUCAGGUGGCGACAGCGAACUCGGACAAACGCACGAUACCAAAUCAGUCUGUGGCUGGUAAAAAUUCCGCUGUCAAGUUAAAUACGCCAUCCAAGUUGGAGCCCUCAAACACGCGCAAAGUCCUGGAUCGAGUUGACCGGCCCAAACCUCCUGCUGCCUCUUCCCACGUUUCGGCUAUCGGUGACAGCCGACGAGUACUAGUGCCGAUCUCACCUCCUGAUGUGCCCCGCUCUACUGCUGCUUUUUCCUCGUCGCUUCCCGUUACACAUCCGAUCACCGCGGGCUCUAUUUGGGAUCUACCGAACGAUGGUAAAACUGUAACCGCGAUGUCAUCUGCUAAAAGCUCCAAAAAGAACAAGAAGAAAUCUGCGACGGCGCCACAGUCCACUUCUGAAGGCGUUUCUUUUGCAGCGAAGGAGCAACUCGCACACUGGUGUGAAUCACAGCUUUCCUUCAUGCCCCUCUCCGGAGUCGAUCUUCCCACCUUGGUCGAUUUGUUAUGCGAAUUGGAAGGGACUGAUCAGAUUGUAGAAUUUAUCGAAGCAUCGCUGGGACGCUCCAAACGAACUUUAAAAUUUUCCAAAGCCUUUCUCGAGAAGAGGGCUUGCAUACGCGACACUGUGCGCUAA
Messenger RNA from Dicrocoelium dendriticum, 1434 nucleotides. The record is from the annotation of a GenBank genome assembly. NCBI's taxonomy places the organism in Eukaryota, Metazoa, Platyhelminthes, Trematoda, Plagiorchiida, Dicrocoeliidae.